Alternaria arbusti is the source of this 1875-nucleotide messenger RNA. RefSeq lists its product as uncharacterized. Gene Ontology annotation, biological process: DNA-templated transcription. NCBI's taxonomy places the organism in Eukaryota, Fungi, Ascomycota, Dothideomycetes, Pleosporales, Pleosporaceae. The record is from RefSeq and is a predicted model, not a curated record. The transcript has 4 exons. Bases 1 to 1875 code for a protein of 624 amino acids. Gene Ontology annotation, molecular function: zinc ion binding; DNA binding.
AUGCUGAAGGAGCGAGGCGAAGAGCUACCCCCAGCGAAUCACCCUCCCAAAACCCGCCAUAACCCUCAACCCGACGAAGAAGGUACAUCACCCACCCAGAAAGCAAGCGAAACCCAAGCGCACAACAACGAAAACCAUUCCAGUCCAGGCAGUCAACAAAGCCCACAAGAUGACUAUCCUGAUUUCGAACAGCACGAGAUGAACACGAAUAGUCCUCGUUUCUCAAACGGUGAUGCAGAAAGCGCGGGCUCGCCAUCUAUGCUACCACCUCCAAAGAAAGAUGGUAUGGUCAACCGUCUCCUCUCUACUCGAGGCCAUCUUAGCUUUGAUCAGUUGAACGGCCGCCUCCGCUACUUCGGUCCAACAACAAACUGCCAUGUACAUUCUGAGUCGGUCAACCCCUUCGGCGCAACACAAGAGAUGAAUGAGCAGGCUCGACGCGCCGACAAGAUCAUCCGCUCUCUUCCACUGGAAACAUACGACUAUCUCAUGGAUCUGUUCUGGCAAUGUUACAACCCAGUCAUCCAUGUUUUGCAUCAAGAUGCUUUCAACGAAGACCGCGAGAUGGGCCAUACACAGUUCUAUUCUGGGUUCCUGCAUGUCUGUGUUCUGGCCAUGGGUUACCGUUUCGCAAACAAGGAAAGGCUCGACAUCAGAAGAAUCGGUUUACCGGGCAUGGAGAGCACGUUACAUCGCGAAGCAAAGUAUAUGCUUGAUCAUGAGCUGGAAAGACCGGGCGGAAUACCGAGCGUAGUUGCAUUACUUCUGCUAGGCGACCUCGAGUGCGGCGUCGGUAGAGAUAACCUGGGCUGGAUGUACGGCGGGAUGGCUGUGCGACUUGCUUUCGAUAUCGGUCUCCACCUCGAUACACGACUCUCAGGUCUUCCAGAACGCGAGGUCGAGAUCCGCCAAAUGACUCUUUGGGCAUGCGUCAUCUACGACAAAUACUGGGCACUUUUCUUGGGCCGGCCGACCUCGAUGAAGCCUUCCGAUCUCGAAAUAUACAACUUGACAAAGCAAUUUGAGCGCCUUGGCACCUGUCGACCGGCUGGACUGGGGAAGAGCAUGGAGACCAUGAUCUAUGAAGCACUCCUCGAUCUUAUGGAGCUCGCAGGAAAGAUCACCGAGAAUAUGGAUCCGCAUCGCUCCCAAAACGCUUCCUCCGACUCACACACCGCCGUGGAUCGGAAUCAGUAUAUGCGCAUGGCAGCGCUGGACCGCGAGUUCAGCAGUUGGUACGCUAGACUACCUGAGCAACUGCGCUGGACACCAGCCAACAUUGCGACUGCCCCAUUCUCGUUCUUCUUGUUGCAUCAGCAGUAUCACUCCAGUCUGAUCUUGCUACACCGACCGUUCGCCAUGUAUGAAGACCAAGCGGGCAACGAGAGUGGCCCUGACGACCAUUUCUCCGCGUUGAGUAGGACAGUAUGCACUAAGCAUGCUAUUCGCGUAGCAAGGAUAUACUGGCAACAUCGACAGCGAUUCGAUACGAAGCAGAUAUUCGUUACAGGCAUGCAACACGCGGGCACAGCGGCGACUGCACUCGUAGCAGCGUUGGCGUUCAUAAAAGACCCCACUUCCAGAGCCAACAACAUGCAGUACCUCGAAUGUCUAUCAGCCGCGCUUUCCGACAUGGCAUCCACCUAUCAACCUGCGGAACGGAUGUCUACCGUACUCCGUGCGGUGAUGGUAGAGCUACGCGGCGGCCCCGAGCCCCCCAACUCUUCGUUCAACUUGUACAAGCCCGCAUCCUCGACAGUACCCGCGCGAAGAGGCAGCACCAUAGAUAUGGACGCCGACAUGAACGACAACCAGCAGCGGAAACAGAAAGACGAGAACGAUGAGUAUGAGUACUACAAUGAGUAUGCCAUCUGA